ACCGUAUAAAUUGAAACAGUCAAAUUCCUUCGCUUCCAUUAUUUGAGUCUGUAGGAUGUGUUUUUCAGAGGCUUUUUGCUGGGCAAGGACUGCAGAAAGGCAAGCUUCUCGCAUUCGUAGAAAGUAUCUGAUGGCUGUCCUGAGGCAGGAGGUUGCAUUUUUCGACACUGCAGGCGUUGAUACGGCUGAGGUUGUCAACAGCAUCUCCAAUGAUACACUCAUCAUACAAGAUGUUUUGAGUGAAAAGGUCCCCAUUUUCAUCAUGAAUUUGACUACGUUCUUGAGCUGCUACGGUGCUGCCUUCUAUUUGCAAUGGAAGCUUGCUUUGGUGACUUUACCCUUCAUUACAUUAAUGAUAAUACCAGGAGUGCUUUACGGGCGAAAGUUGAUGGCCAUUGGUGGGAAGAUGCUUGCAGAGCAUAACAAAGCCAGCAGCAUUGCCGACCAAGCUCUUUCCGCAGUCAGAACUGUGUAUUCCUUUGUUGCUGAAGAGAAAGUUAUGGCCAAGUUCUCAUCUGCCCUAGAAGGAACUGUAAAGCUUGGGAUUAAACAGGGCCUGGCAAAAGGCCUGACUAUGGGUGCCAUUGGUGUCAAUUUCGCUAUAUGGGGUUUCAUUACAUGGUAUGGAAGCACACUUGUCCUGCACCAUGGAGUUUCACCAGGAAAGAUUCUUGGAACGGGAUAUGCUCUCAUCCUAGGUGCCCUGGCUUUGGGGACAGCAUUGCCAAACAUCAAGUACUUUUCUGAAGCAUCCACCGCGGCAUUUCAAAUAUUUGAAAUGAUUCACAGAGUUCCAGAGAUCAAUUGGGAGGAUACAAAUGGAAAAGUAUUGGAAAAAGUCUCAGGAGAAAUCGAAUUAAGAGGUGUGGAGUUCAUAUAUCCUUCCCGGCCAGACACCGUAAUUUUGAGCAAUUUCAAUCUCAUAAUUCCAGCAGGGAAAACCGUGGCUCUAGUUGGUGGCAGUGGUUCAGGAAAAUCUACGGUCAUUUCGUUAAUAGAACGCUUCUAUGAUCCCCUCAAAGGAGAAAUUCUUCUGGAUGGAGAGAACAUUCAAAACCUUCAGCUCAAAUGGUUGAGAACCCAAAUUGGGCUCGUUAGUCAAGAGCCUGCACUUUUUGCUACCUCUAUCUAUGAAAACCUCCUGUUUGGUAAAGAGGACGCCACCAUGGAUGAUGUUGUGAAUGCAGCGAAAGACUCGAAUGCUCACGACUUCAUCAGCCAACUUCCAGAUGGUUAUCAUACUCAAGUGGGUGAGCGGGGGGUGCAGAUGUCCGGGGGCCAAAAGCAACGAAUAGCAAUAGCAAGAGCAAUUCUGAAACGUCCUCAAAUCCUACUCUUAGAUGAGGCCACAAGUGCAUUAGAUACAGAAUCAGAAAAAAUAGUUCAGGAGGCCCUUGACAAGGCUUCCAUGGACCGCACAACAGUGGUUGUAGCACAUCGUCUCUCCACCAUACGCAAUGCAGAUAAAAUAGCAGUGGUUCAAAACGGUGCAGUGAUUGAAGCUGGCAAACACGAAGAACUCAUUCAUAAGCCUAAUGGAGCUUACGCAGCUCUGGUGCAAUUGCAGCAAGUGAACCCAAACCAUGGGCAAAUGCAAAGAAGUGAUUCUGUGAGUAUUUCUGCAGCUAGUAUUUUAUUAUCUAGCAGAAGCAGACAGAGCUCCUGGAAAGGAUCAUACCGAAGUAGAUCAAGGCGUACAGUUCCAGAGCAAGAAAACAAGGACGAAGAAGAAAACAAUCAGAUGAAAAACGAGGAGAUGAAAGCUCCUCCUCCUUCGUUCAGGAGACUGUUGGCGCUGAAUGCUCCAGAAUGGAAGCAGGCUCUUAUGGGCUGUGCAGGGGCCAUUGGUAACGGAGCUUUGCAGCCUGCCUAUGCUUUUACAUUGGGCUCCAUUAUAAGCGUCCUGUUCUUAAAAGACGAAGACGAGAUGAAGCGAAAGGUGAAGAUUUAUUGCGCCAUUUUUGUGUGUUUAUCUCUCUGGUCUUGUGUGGUGAGCUUUCUUCAGCAUUAUAACUUUGCCGCCAUGGGGGAGUUGCUGACCAGAAGGAUUCGGCUCAUGAUGUUGGGUAAACUUUUAACUUUUGAAAUUGGAUGGUUUGACCUGGACGAGAAUUCAAGCGGAGCCCUGUGUUCGAUGCUAGGAAAGGAAGCUAAUGUGGUGAGGUCUCUGGUGGCCGAUCGAGUAUCUCUGUUAACUGAAGCUCUGUCUGGAGUGGGCGUUGCCUGCAUACUUGGCCUUGUCAUAGCAUGGCGUCUCGCUAUUGUAAUAAUUGCAUUACAACCUCUCAUAAUAACAUGCUACUAUACGAGAAAAGUUCUUCUCCGGAACAUUGCCAAAAAGUCGGUCGAAUACCAAGAGGAAGGCUGCCUGGUAGCUGCAGAAUCAGUGGUAAACCACAGAACCAUAACUGCUCUCUGUUCACAGGACAGAAUUCUCCGCUUAUUUGAUUCUAAACAGGAAGUUCCUCACAGAGAAAUCAGUAAGGAUUCGUGGUAUGCAGGAUUGGGCCUGGCAGCCUCUCAGGCUCUUACCAUAUUGAAUUGGGCAAUGGAUCUCUGGUACGGAGGAAAGUUGGUUAGCCAAGGAAUCAUUACAAAAGUGGAUCUGUUCAGAACCAUUUUAAUUUUGAUAAGAGCGGGUAGAAUAAUAGCAGAUGCAGGGAGUAUGACUUCAGAUCUUGCCAGGGGAGCUGAUACCGUGGAGUCCCUGUUUGAAAUUCUUGACAAAAACACACUUAUAUGUCCAGAUGAUCCAGAGGGCAUUAAAACUCAAAAACUGGAAGGUAAUGUGGACUUGGAAAACGUCGAUUUCGCUUAUCCAGCUCGUCCCAAUAUCAUUAUUUUCCAGAAUUUUUUCCUGAACAUUAAGGCCGGAAGUAGCAUGGCUCUGGUAGGACAGAGUGGGUGUGGAAAGUCUACUAUCAUUGGAUUGAUCGAGAGGUUCUAUGAUCCACUAAAAGGAAGGGUGAAAUUAGAUGGAAAGGACAUCAGGAGUUACAAUCUGAGAUCUCUAAGACAACAUAUAGCUUUGGUUGGGCAGGAGCCUACAUUAUUUGCUGGGAGUAUUCGUGAGAACAUUGCAUAUGGUAAAGAUGAUGCAACUGAAGCAGAGGUGAUCGAAGCUGCCAAGGCUGCAAAUGCCCACGAAUUCAUCUCAUGUUUACAGGAUGGAUAUGAUACAAACACAGGGGAGAGAGGUGUGCAAUUGUCAGGAGGGCAGAAGCAGAGAAUUGCCAUAGCCAGGGCGAUCAUCAAGAAUCCAAGCAUCCUGCUUUUAGAUGAGGCCACCAGUGCACUGGAUGCCCAGUCUGAGAAGGUGGUUCAAGAGGCCCUAGACGGAGUCAUGGUGGGAAGAACAAGUGUCAUUGUAGCCCAUAGGUUGACUACCAUCCAGAAUUCUGAUUGCAUAGCAGUAAUUGAGAAGGGAAGAAUUGUGGAGCAAGGAAGUCAUUCUCGGUUGCUAAGCAAAGGCGAAGGAGGUGCUUAUUUUUCUCUUGUGAAGAUUCAACAGCAAAAUCACUCUCCCUUGCUCUGAAUCCCCUCACUGUAGAAUUCUAUUUUUGUUUUGUUUUGUUUUUUAUUUAUAGACUGUAUAAUUCUAUUUUGGAUGGCAAGAAAGAAAGUAAUAAUAAAAUUAGAUGAAUGUGUUCAUCUAUGUUGU
This is a messenger RNA of Cryptomeria japonica (Japanese cedar), 3661 nucleotides long. RefSeq names its product putative multidrug resistance protein. Bases 56 to 3535 code for a protein of 1159 amino acids. The record is from RefSeq and is a predicted model, not a curated record. Lineage: Eukaryota; Viridiplantae; Streptophyta; Pinopsida; Cupressales; Cupressaceae. Gene Ontology annotation, biological process: transmembrane transport. The transcript is spliced from 6 exons. Gene Ontology annotation, cellular component: membrane. Gene Ontology annotation, molecular function: ABC-type transporter activity; ATP binding; ATP hydrolysis activity.